AUGGACUUGCUCGCAAAGUGGUGCGGAACGCGGGCCCGCCCGCAGGCUGGGGGGUCGCCGCGCUUCGGGUGUGGGCGUGCGAGGGCCCUGGAGGUGUCGAAGCACUGCGAGCGACACGCGUGCGCCAGGGCGAGCUCACUAGCGGGCGAGGAGCCGUCCGGCGUCAGGAGCCCCCCAGCCGCCCGGCGCACACACGUUCACCACCCAGCCCGCCCCGGGGCCGCUAGCCCGGAGCCCGCCGCCAGCCCGCGCUCCCCCGCCCGCGGCGCUCCCGGGCGGAGUUUCCUCCUCUGCUCAUUCCGCCGGCCUGGCCCAGCCGCGCAGACACCGCCCGCGACGCAGCCACCCGCCGCUCCGCCGCCUGGCUCCGCGCCUCAGUCCGGAUCUGCCGCAGCGGUGGCGAGGAGAGGCAGCUGGAGCGCAACUCGGGAGCCCCGGGUCACCACCCGGCCGCGGGAGCCACAGCCAGGCCUCCCUGAGCGGCGCCCACGCUCUCGCUGUUCGGACGCUCGCACCCGCAGCCACCUGCUCCCGGCCGGAGGCCAGGACACGAUGCGCUCCGCGCUGGCGCUCUCCGUGCUGCCGCUCUCGGUGCUGCUGCUGCUGGUGCCGCUGCCGCGGCCUGUCUUUGUAAAUGCCGACUUGAGCACUACUGGCUCAGCGAAUGUCACAACCUCAAUCCAGGCUGAUGCCAAAAACAGUGAUGGAACGCAGAUUAUAAGCCCGCCCCUGGCAAGCACGGUCCCAAAACUCACUCAGAAAACGGAGCCGUCAGUCCCCACAUUGGACGCAACCAGCAAGUCACCCAAUGCCUCGUCUUCAAACCCAGCUCAGAAAAACAAAGCUGUCACGACCACUGUCAAAGUGACCGAGGCCCACACAACUCAUCGCCCAGAGACUCAAGAUUCAAGCCAGCCUACACCUUCACCCACCCUAAAGCCCACGAAGCCCGACACCACACACAGCCAGCCAGCCGGAUCCGGAGCCCAGAGUGGCCCCAGUGUUUCCACCGACCACGCGAACAUUCAAGGCAUGACGCCGAAGACAGUGCCUCCACUGAUGAACUCUGCCAGCACCGCACACACUCCUUCCACGGCCGCCCCAGCAAGUCCUCAGCAGCCCCCUGCAACGGCUGUUUCGAAUCCCUCAGGUAGCUCUCCUGAGGAACCAGACAAAAACACUACAGCUUCAAGUAGUGUACGCACCAGUCAGAGUCCCGGCUCCACAUUACAGGGGGCGCCUACCGUGCCAGCAUCGUUGGUGACCUCACAAGGAAAUCAGCAGUAUUCCAGCAAGGUGCCAGCUGCCCCUGGGACCCCUUCCUCCGUCGCUAGGACCCCUUCCUCCGUCUCUGGGACCCCUGCCUCCGUCGCUGGGACCCCUGCCUCCGUCGCUGGGACCCCUGCCUCCGUCGCUGGGACCCCUGCCUCCGUCGCUGGGACCCCUGCCUCCGUCGCUGGGACCCCUGCCUCCGUCGCUGGGACCCCUGCCUCCGUCGCUGGGACCCCUGCCUCCGUCCCUGGGACCCGUUCCUCUGUCCCUGGGACCCCUUCCUCCAUCCCUGGGACCUCUUCGUCGGAGGCUCUGCUGCCUGCAGGCCCUUCCUUGGGACCUGUGGCCACAUCUCCUGUCACGGGACCUGGAGGGUUCAGCACUCACUUGGCUCCAGCUACCCGCCACGACUCCAGCAGGUCUUCUCCUUCCUCGACUCCUAGGAAUGAUGGGGCACUGCCAGUGGAACGGAUACAGUGCGGACAUCCCGAGAAUCCAACUGAGAAGAUGCUCAUUUUGAACUUCACGAAGACCAGCCCCUGUGCGAAGAACUUCUCGGAUGACAAACUGGUCAGACUGCUGUGCAGAGCAGCAAAAGCCACCUUCAACCCAGCUCAAGAUGAGUGCCACAUACAGCUGGCACCUAUUCCAGAGGUCCAGGCGGUGGCGAUCAAAGGAAUCACUAUCCAGACAAGCCUCCGGCCCACGGACGUGUAUGAAUCGCUGAAAGACAAAUGGGACGAGCUGAAGGAGGCGGGUGUCAGUAACAUGAGGCUUGGGGACCAAGGGCCGCCCGAAGAGACGGAGGACCGGUUCAGCAUGCCCCUCAUCAUCACCAUCGUCUGCAUGGCCUCCUUCCUGCUCCUGGUCGCCGCCCUCUACGGCUGCUGCCACCAGCGCCUCUCCCAGAGGAAAGACCAGCAACGACUCACGGAGGAGCUGCAGACCGUGGAGAAUGGUUACCAUGACAACCCCACACUGGAAGUGAUGGAGACCUCCUCAGAGAUGCAGGAGAAAAAGGUGGUCAACCUUAAUGGGGAGCUGGGGGACAGCUGGAUCGUCCCCCUGGACAACCUGACCAAGGAUGACCUGGACGAGGAGGAAGACACGCACCUCUAAUCAGGUCUGCAGGUGGCCCCCGACAGUGCCACAGCGCUCCAGACUGAGCCACCUCAAGUGCCAUUCGGACAGGGGAGGAAAGUCCUUCCCAGCUGAGGGAGAGACUGGUGAGGGAAGGAGACUUGAAGGCUCCCUCCUCCCUACCCCACAGGGCCUUAAUUUCCCCUUUUCAGACUGAACAAGUCGCAUUCUGUCUAGAUUCGUCUUGUAAGAUAACCCACUAGUGCCUGAGCUCAGGACCGCUGGAAGGUGAGCGGGAGCUCCCCGACAUGACCAUCUAGUAGGAUCCCUUCACCUCACAUACGAGGGGACUGAGGCCUGACCGGGGGUGUAAGGUCCAGCUCACACAGUCCCUGGUGACAGGAUGACACCAUAUUCCCUCUCCUGGUCUGGAGUGUGCUGCCACCCCGCCCCACCGCUGCCACCACCCUGCGCCCUCCCCUCCGAUCCUCCCCCAGUGGGACAGAAGGGACAGCAGCGCCAGAUCCUGCCUUGGGAUGACCUGGUUCCUUGAAAGUACGGGUCCAAGCUGUCUUAUCUCCUGUCCCCCAGCCUCGCCUCCCAGUGUUCCCGUCCCCUUUUUGCCCGCCUCCCCACCCUGUCCCAAGGGCCACUGGGACUCACACAGGUCAUUCAUGACUUUGAACCCCUUGUCCUGGAUUCUGGCUUCCUUGCAUUCGAGUGGGACUCCACCUGCACCAGACUCCCAUGUGAGCGAGGUCUGCUUCAGGGAUGCACCUGCGGGUGAAGAUGGGUCCUGGCCCAGCGCCCAGGGCACUCUUUGAAGGGGCUCCCGGGAACUUGCUUGGCUUCCUACUCCCACCGGGAACUAGAGUCUGCAGUAGCUAUGCAGGCCAAGUGCUUCUAUUUUGUCGUUCAGUGCUCAGCCAGUGGGGUUAGGACCCACGCUGGGGAAUCCAUUUGAGACCUGGCAAGAAUGAUAGCUGGGGGCAGACUUUCCCGGGGCCCAGUCCACAGAGAGGUGUCUUCAUAGACAAUCGAUUGACAGGAACGAUAGGCUUUACUCUCGGUUCCAUAGGAAACUCAGGGACUUUUACAAGUUGCUGAGAGUUUUGUUGUAUUUGUUUGUGUUUUAGUCCAGCCUCCUACUGCCCAAAGCCAAAGCUCCAGCCGUUGGGAGACUUUACAAUUAACCAUUCUCCCUGAUUUCUGGUUCUCCUGUGCCAUAGUGCAAGAAAGGCCUAGAAAGUGUGAUGCAUCUUCAGGUGCACAGGGGCAGCUUGGGGGGGGGAAGGGCUGUGGGGUUCCCGGUGACCUCUCGCUGUUCUGGCACUGAGCUGGGCCUGGCCAUGUCCCCUUCUCUGCCCUUAGCAGGGCUACCCCAGUUCUGCGGUUUCUGGUGGCAUCUCAGGGAAGCAGCACCAUGGAGGAGGGGUUUAGAGGGAGCUCAGCGGUCAGCUCCCAAGCAGAAGGCACCUGAGGACUGGGCAGAGGGAGGUUUAAUCUGGUUUUCUGGGAAAAGGGAAGCCCAUGCGGAACUUUGCCCGCUGUCUCUCGUUUCUGGGUAUGACUUCCUGACACCAACUAGGAAGAUUAGCAGAACUGCUUCAGAGACUGAAAGUGGUAAGGUAAUUUUCAGAGCGUAGGUCAGAACCUCAGAGCCUGGAGGCCCAGGCUCUGAUGGUCCUGAUGAAAUAGGCGGUCUGCUUUAGGAUAGCUUUUUUUUUUUUUUUUUUCAAGGAGCUUAGUGAGGGAAGAUCUCUGUCCUUCCCUGGCAUAGCCUUUGGCCUUUGUUAUCUUAGGGGAAAAGAAAUGCCAGGAGUUCAAGUAGGGCCUCCAGCAAGUUUCUAAGAGCUGGAGAGAUGCUAACAAGGAACCAAAAGCAUUUGCACUGAUCCUCCAGCAUUUGGCAGUUGGCAGGAUGGAGAACAAUGCUUGUUUGGGGAAAGACCAGAAGAAAUCUUGUUACACUGAGAAGAGAUCUGUUCGCUUCCUUCCUGCCCAGCAUUUGGUUCUUUCCACCCAGCGGGUUUCUGUGGAAGAGGCCAGGCUGGAUUACUGCUCCUUUGCUGAUUCUGGGUCACAUUUUACCAGCCAGGCCUUCAGACAAGAGACCGCAACUUUGCCUCCACAAAUAGAGCAAAGGCUAUAACCCCCAAGGCCUCUUAGGGAGAGAGACGAUGUCUGGCAAGGACUAGAGUGAAAAUUAUACUUGGGCAAGAGGAAUGACUAUGUUUCUUUUCUGUCCAAGAGGAGCCUUGGGAGGCUUUGGGCUGGUUCACAGGCUCCUUUUUGGUGCAUCCAGACUGGGUUACACUGGCCUUUUAGGGCAACUUUAGAAUCCAGUACCUUGCCUGGGCUUGCUCUUGCCACUAGACCUCUGGGUCAAGGGCCAUACAGCCACGCAUGUGCAAAGCUCCUCUUUCUCCCACAUCUACACUGGGUUCUAAAUGCUGUCUGGUAAGUCAGAUGCUGGGGCUGAGAAGAGAGAACAGCAGGAACUCAGCAUGACUUUCAAUAGGCUGCACCACAGAGAGGUGAUAAACUUUACGUCAAUGGCAGAUUGGUUUCCCUAAGGUGGGUAAAAGGCCAGAAGCCAUGGCUGAUGACUGGAUGGAACCGAGCCGGAUGCGCGCUCCCCUGCGAACGGGGAGGGGCGGUGCUCCGGGAGGAGGUACAGAGCAGGCUCUGCAUCGCAGGACAGAAUACGGGUUGAAUCUAGUCUAGGCGCCAGAUUCUUUUGCCCCCUCUUGAUAAGGAAAGCAGGCAGGAAGUUUAUUUAAAUCACCUGAGCUGUAACCUUUUUGACAAGAUACUGGAGAAACUUGGAAGAACGAGUCCAGGCUGAUACAGCUAUACGUCUUGAUAAUGUAAAUACAGCAGCCACACGUUAAUCCACCGUGCACUGCUUUAAGUGAAUACACAUUGUAAAAACAUUUGUUAAGUGAGGUGGCUUUUAGCCCCCCCCUCUGAAACAGGAAUGUAAAUGUCUAUUUCACUAAAAAUGACAAGUUUUUUCUUUAAUGAAAAAUGAAAUAUAAGACAAGCUGAUGACAAAGUUUGUCUUACAGAUCAGGCAUCUUUAUUUUUAAAUAUGACUCUCACUCCCCCUCCUCAGCUAAAUUCUAGCCUAUCACAGGCUUGGAGUCCAUAUGCACUUGUUAGAAAGUGACACUCUAGUCCUAGGGAGAGGCUUUUAGAGACUGAGUCCAACCUUUGUUUUGUUUUUACAGAAAAAGACACCGAAGUGCAGAAAGAGAGAGUGACUUGGCCAAAAUCACAUGGUUAGUGACAGAAACAGGAUUAAAACACCAGUGCUGUGGGCCUUAGAAGGAAUCAGGAAAUUAAGGACAGCUACCAGAAUGACACCGAAUGCCCUUCUCAGAUCUUACCCUGCAGCAAGGCUAGGGAGGAUGUGAGGACAGCAGUGGGAAACAUCACUGUCCUUCUCUUCCCCUGAGUUACUUAGGUCUCAGACUUAAAUGAACGGUAAGCUUUUCUGUCAACACAGUUAUGAGCUCUGAUCUGGAUCUUCUACUGGUAGGACUGAGGCUCAAAGGAAACAGGCUAGGGGAAGGCAGAGGGGGCGAGAGGAAAGCGAUGGCCUAUUCAUCACUCACUAGCAGCUCGGCUCAGGUUGGCGAAAACCCAAUACUGAGUGGAAGGGAGGAAAUUACUAUUUGAGGUGUCUUUUGUGAUUAGUGAAUGUCAAAUAGUUUGCCCAGGAGACUGCGGGAGCGUGUGUCUUCAUGGACAGGGGUCUAAAGUACACUGGAAUUUACUGAGAGACUUGUUUGUAAAGACUAUACUUAAUUAUUGCCAUUUUCUUACAAAAGUAUAUUUUGGAAAAUUGUAUACUGUCAAUUAAAGUGCUUUUGUAUAAGCUGGUUCAAGCCCUGUUGGUUGGACUUGACUGAUUGGCUUGUGUUCUUCCCGUGUGUGUGAGGCUCAUUGCUGAAAUACCCAAGAUAUGAGGCGCUCUGGGGAGUGCAGCGCCCUCCUGCUCUUCCGCGAGAUGGGGAUGCAGAGAAAGUGGGGGAAGCUCAAAGAAAGGAAGGGGAUCCUGGAGGUGACGAUGGCUCUCCAGAUUAUCUUGGGUUGUUGGAGUGAUUGGAACUGAAUUUUCACUCACACUUUUAUCAAUGUUCCACCUUCCUCCUUUCCUCCACUUCUGCCUCAGAUAACAAUUAUGAAUCACCCACCACUAAAGACCCUUGAGCCCUGGUCAGGUAUGAAACA
Molecule: messenger RNA, 6591 nt
Organism: Hyaena hyaena (striped hyena)
Lineage: Eukaryota; Metazoa; Chordata; Mammalia; Carnivora; Hyaenidae
Gene: PODXL
Product: podocalyxin like
Exons: 10
Coding region: 1-2391 (796 amino acids)
Biological process (GO): positive regulation of cell-cell adhesion mediated by integrin; cell migration; regulation of microvillus assembly
Cellular component (GO): apical plasma membrane; microvillus membrane
Source: RefSeq, a predicted model, not a curated record